Pan troglodytes (chimpanzee) is the source of this 2116-nucleotide messenger RNA. It is a transcript of the gene DBNDD2, whose product is annotated as dysbindin domain containing 2. NCBI's taxonomy places the organism in Eukaryota, Metazoa, Chordata, Mammalia, Primates, Hominidae. Gene Ontology annotation, cellular component: cytoplasm. Gene Ontology annotation, biological process: negative regulation of protein kinase activity. The record is from RefSeq and is a predicted model, not a curated record. Bases 1066 to 1404 code for a protein of 112 amino acids. The transcript is spliced from 4 exons.
GCCAGCGCUGCAGGUAGGGGCUCCGGCGGCGGUGGGCGCAGGUGCCGCGGUGGACCGCGGAGGGGACCGGAGCACGAGGGGAACGGCCUUGGGGGAGCGCCCUCCCCCCGUCCUCCGCCGACGCCUCGUGUCCCUUUUUAGGGAAUUUUUUCCCUCUUGCUGGCUCCAGUGCGGGUGGGGCUGAGACCGAGAGGGAGUUCUCCAUUUCGCUGGCUCCUGCCCGGCCCCUGGCAGCCUCCUGCCCCCAAAUCUCUUCACCCCCUUUCCAGUACCUAUAGGUCGCGUAAACAACUCCCUUUCUCCAGCUCUGGGCUCCGCGGCCCCCCGGGGGACAGCUCCUUCAGUCUCGUGAGAUCGGUGGGGUUAGGGGGAGGGGAAAAGAGAGGGGGUGUCCCAGAGCCCCUGGCUCCCGUCAGCUCCCCCACCUCGGCCUCUCCCUCCCCCUCCUCGCUGCUGGAGCACAGGCUCCAGGGGCCCUGGGUAUUUUUAGCGUUGUGACCUGGGCGGCAGCUCUAAGAGCCUUUCCCGGGAAUCGGCGUCAGCGCCUCGCUCCUCCGCCGCCAGCCCGCGGCCGCACGGUCUCCCCAGACUUCCGUGGCCCUGCCUUGGCCAGUCGGGGUUGGGUCCCUCUCCACCUCUGUGGCGCCCGUGGAGCUGGCCAGGGUCUGGGAUACGCUGGGUGCAGAUGAGGUGGGGAAGGCAGUCUGCGGAGGAUGACGUCUGAUCCUCAAGCUAGAAACUCCCUUGCCUCUGGUGAUGGGCUCAGAGCAGAACGCCGGGAAGAUGAGCGAAUGGGAGUGAAUGCACCGACCUGGGCUGGCCCAUAGCCUCAGUGCUCUGGCAGGGUCUCAGCUUCUCAGCCCUAGGGGUCAGGAGGCCUGCUCUGAACUGGACCCAGAACCCGCCUUUCCAAUUGCUCCUCACUGACUAAUGGGGAGAUAAGUCAGUGAGAUGUGUCCCAGGAGGGGGACGCAUAAAGAGCUGUUGGAGUUCAAAGGAAAGAUGGUCGUCUCCUAAAUAGCUCACCUUCACAAGCAGGGUCUUGUAUUUGAGGCAGGAGCUGACAUGGACCCAAAUCCUCGGGCCGCCCUGGAGCGCCAGCAGCUCCGCCUUCGGGAGCGGCAAAAAUUCUUCGAGGACAUUUUACAGCCAGAGACAGAGUUUGUCUUUCCUCUGUCCCAUCUGCAUCUCGAGUCGCAGAGACCCCCCAUAGGUAGUAUCUCAUCCAUGGAAGUGAAUGUGGACACACUGGAGCAAGUAGAACUUAUUGACCUUGGGGACCCGGAUGGAUCAGAUGUGUUCUUGCCUUGCGAAGAUCCUCCACCAACCCCCCAGUCGUCUGGUAUGCCCCUCUGCUUUGGGGACUUCAGUGCCAGUCAGCCAGAGCCGGAUGUCAGGCUCUGAAACGAGGCUACAAGGCUGGGCUGGGGAAGUACACAAGGGUGGACAACCAUUUGGAGGAGCUGAGCCUGCCAGUGCCUACAUCAGACAGGACCACAUCUAGGACCUCAUCCUCCUCCUCCUCCGACUCCUCCACCAACCUGCAUAGCCCAAAUCCAAGUGAUGAUGGAGCAGACACGCCCUUGGCACAGUCGGAUGAAGAGGAGGAAAGGGGUGAUGGAGGGGCAGAGCCUGGAGCCUGCAGCUAGCAGUGGGCCCCUGCCUUCAGACUGACCACGCUGGCUAUUCUCCACAUGAGACCAUAGGCCCAGCCAGAGCCUGUCGGGAGAAGACCAGACUCUUUACUUGCAGUAGGCACCAGAGGUGGGAAGGAUGGUGGGAUUGUGUACCUUUCUAAGAAUUAACCCUCUCCUGCUUUACUGCUAAUUGUUUCCUGCUGCAACCCUCCCACCAGUUUUUGGCUUACUCUUGAGAUAUGAUUUACAAAUGAGGAGAGAGAAGAUGAGGUUGGACAAGAUGCCACUGCUUUUCUUAGCACUCUUCCCUCCCCUAAACCAUCCUGUAGUCUUCUAAUACAGUCUCUCAGACAAGUGUCUCUAGAUGGAUGUGAACUCCUUAACUCAUCAAGUAAGGUGGUACUCAAGCCAUGCUGCCUCCUUACAUCCUUUUUGGAACAGAGCACGGUAUAAAUAAUAAACUAAUAAUAAUAUGCCAA